AUGAGAGUUUAAGCUACUUCUUUUAAAUUACCAGCACUAAAGUUAUAACCAAAAGACUCUUAUUAAUGUCUUAGUUACGGUGAUAAUAAUCUAUCUAAUUCAUCAAUGAUUAAACAUUAAAGUAGUCCUCUUAGGAAUUAUGAUCCUUCUCCAAUUAAAAAGAGAGUUCGAGGAAUGACUAUAGCUAUAUAUAAUAGUUAAGAAAAGCUUAAAACAGCUGAUUAUCGUAAUGGAGGAGAAUUCAUAACUUAGAUCUAAUAAACUAAUUAAAGUACAUCCGUUGUGAAUACUUUUCGACGAUAUAGGAGUAAAUUAAGAUAAUUGAUGUAACCUUAAAAAGAAGAAGGAGUAAAUUCAAGAGAUCCUCGUGUAUAUUCAUUUAAAGAUCCAAGUGCUACUAUUCGACUAGAUCGAUUGAAUAAUGAUCGUAAAGAUCAAUAAAUUUAAGACAAAGUAAAAAAUUUAGUAGGGAAAGUAAAAUUGUUAUUUUCCUCUUAAUAAUUCUAUAAAGAACCCCUUCAAUAAGAUACUUUUUAAGUGAAACUUGUAAAACUAAAAGAUGAAUAUGAUUGUUUAUAUUAAGAUUUUAAUGACUACUAUAUUUAAAAUAAUAAAUUAGAUAAGUAAGUUCUACAGCUUUUAAAUCAUAUGGAUAUAAUCAAGACACUAUUAAAACCAAAAUAACCAAUUAAAAUUAAAAAAUAUCAAUCUCAAUAAACAGAAUUAAUUUAACCAGAAUAAUAAUCUCCUAUUGUUGAAGCAUAAGAAAUUGUUGAAGAAACACCAUAAUAAUCUAUAAUUGUUGAACAUUCAGAAUUUUGUCCUUAAGAACCACAUAAUUAAACAAUUCAUGAACCAAAAGAACCUAGUGUAUUUACUCCUCUCACUUCUAAAUAAUUUAAUGAUGAUCCAUCUAUUAGUGAUUUGGAAAAUGAUCAAUCAAAUAAAAUAAAUAUACCUAAAAAAAAGAAAUAAAAAAAUAAAAACAGUCCCUAAAAGUCUUAAAAGACUAUAAUUGCUUAGUAAUCUGUAUUAGAUCUUAAUGCUAUAGAAGAUUAAAAGGUUUAAUCUCAAUAAAUAUUAUCUCAACCAAAAAUGAAUCAAAGUUUUAAUCCCUAAAAUAAUUAAUUUUUAUCUAUCAACUAUAAUGAUAUUCCAGAUACUACAUAACCAGAAUAAAAUUCUUUACUGAUUGAAAAACCUGCACUUAAAAGGACAAUCAGUAAUUUAGGAUCUACAAGCAAAAGAAGAAAUACAGUUUUGGAAAGUAAGGAAGGAUAAAAAAAAUAAAAAAAAGUAGGUGCUAUUUCAGAGUAAGAUGAUAGCAAUUAAGAGGAAGAUGAAUAAGAAAACAUAUUAAAUGAGGGUUAAAUUGAAUCUAAUGAUGAAUAAUAACAUAAUAAAAUGAAAAAUUUAGAUCUAAAUUUAAUAGAUAUGUUAAUUGUAUCAUAAAAUAUUUAUCAAUACCCAUUCUAUUAAAAUUGGGAAUAUCACACUGUUGAAAUUAUUAAGGGGACUAUUUUUGGUUAAUAUGAUUUAUGA
Molecule: messenger RNA, 1542 nt
Organism: Paramecium sonneborni
Lineage: Eukaryota; Ciliophora; Oligohymenophorea; Peniculida; Parameciidae
Source: the annotation of a GenBank genome assembly